This is a messenger RNA of Rotaria sp. Silwood2, 816 nucleotides long. The record is from the annotation of a GenBank genome assembly. Lineage: Eukaryota; Metazoa; Rotifera; Eurotatoria; Philodinida; Philodinidae.
AUGCCCUGUUGUUCAACAAAAAUUUGUUCAUUAUGUCUUGUAACUCAUACAAUAACAAAUAUUCGUAAUGGAAAAGCAAAAAUUGAAUGUCCAGCAUGUUCACAAGAUAUCAAUUCCUCAACGAUAUUGUACAAUAGUGAACUACCAGUAUCAGUACGUGAACGUUAUCAAGAAAUUUUAGCACAGAAUUUAUCUGAAAAACCAAAUACUUAUAUAAAAUUAUGUCCACAUUGCAAUUUUAUAACCAUACUUGGCGAAGACAAUCCAAUAAUAAAUCGAACAAAAUUUCGUCGUCCGUCAACACAAUGGGUAUGUUGUGAACAAUGUAAUAAAGAAUGGUGUUGGUCAUGCUAUGCACCAUCACAUCCUAAUAUAACAUGUCGGCAAUUUAAAAAAGAUCAUGCAAGACUUGAUGUGUGGGCUAAAAUACGUCGUUCGGAUAAUAACCAACGAAAUGCUCAACGUUGCCCGAAAUGUUCAAUUUAUAUUGAAAAAAUUGAUGGAUGUGAUCAUAUGUUAUGUGUCAAAUGCCAAGCGAAAUUUUGUUAUCGUUGUGGAAGUAGAAUGAGAUUACCUACUUAUAUUGGACAUGAUGCCAAAUAUUCAAUAUUCGGUUGUAAAUAUAAACUUUGGCCAAAUCGUCCAUUAUUACGUUGGCUAGUACGUGGUUCGAUAUUUGCUGGUGUUCUGCUUCUCACACCAGUUGCGUUAGCUGCAGUUAUUGCUCUUGUUGCUAUCGGAAUUCCAAUCGUUCUUAUUAUUGCUUGUUUUGCUUUACCGGUAUAUGCAUGUAUUCAGUGUAAGAAACGUGCAUAG